UUGUUAUUCUUAUUUAAUAGGGAUAUCAUCUGCCACUCAGGAUACAAGCCAUUUGAGCAUAAGGACUAUGGAAAGAUGCAGUUUACCUCUCUUUCUCCAACAACAGUUAGAGGAUAUAUGAAUAGACUUCAUGAAUAUGACAUGAAUUUACAAGCACUUGGUGUUCCAACUACAGUGGGAAUGCAUCAACAGACUUACAAUGGAGAAAAGUCUUAUGAGUACCAGGAAUAUGGGAAUUCUUUUGUUUAUCCUGGUUCACUUUGCAUAUGUAGUGUGAAUCACACUGUAAGAAAAUGUUAUGAAUGCACUCAGUGUGGUAAAGCUCUGAGUUCUCUUCAAAGACAUGAAAAAACUCAUCUUGGAAGAGGAAUUGAUAAAUGUGAGCCAUGUACUGAAGGCUUUAACCAUCACACGUAUUUUCAAACACACAAAAGAACCAAUAAUGAAGAGGAUACCUAUGAAUAUAAUCAAUGUGAUAAAGCCUUUAGAUCUGAUUCUUCCUUACACCAAAGACCUCAUUUGGAAGUAGCACCCUAUAAAUAUUAUCAGUAUGAAAAAGACUUUGCACAUCACAAUUGUCUUCAAAAACAUAGAACUCAUACUGGAGAGAAACCUUAUGAAUGUAAUCAAUGUGGUAAAGCCUUUGCAAGUCGCCAUAAUCUUAAAAUGCAUGAAAGAAUUCAUACUGGAGAGAAACCCUAUGCAUGUAAUCAAUGUGGUAAAGCCUUUACACUUUACACAAAUCUUCGCAAACAUGAAAAAAUUCAUACUGGAGAGAAACCCUAUGAAUGUAGUCAGUGUGGUAAAGCCUUUGCACGUCGAAAUGAACUUCAAGUACAUGAAAGAAUUCAUACUGGAGAGAAACCCUAUGAAUGUAGUCAGUGUGGUAAAAAGCCUUUUGCAAGUCGGAUAAUCUUCAAACACAUGAAGAACUCACACUGGAGAGAAAACCUUGUUUAUGUAAUCAGUGUGGUAAAAGCCUUUGCAUAAGCGACGUCUUCUUCAAAUUCAUGAAAGAAUUCAUACUGGAGAGAAACCCUAUGCAUGUAAUCAAUGUGGUAAAGCCUUCACACAUUUUCCAAGUCUUCACAAUCA
This is a messenger RNA of Rattus rattus (black rat), 1095 nucleotides long. RefSeq names its product zinc finger protein 431-like. NCBI's taxonomy places the organism in Eukaryota, Metazoa, Chordata, Mammalia, Rodentia, Muridae. The transcript has a single exon. Gene Ontology annotation, biological process: regulation of transcription by RNA polymerase II. The coding region runs from base 76 to 990 and encodes 304 amino acids. Gene Ontology annotation, molecular function: RNA polymerase II cis-regulatory region sequence-specific DNA binding; DNA-binding transcription factor activity, RNA polymerase II-specific. The record is from RefSeq and is a predicted model, not a curated record.